AUGAAGUCCACAAUCAUCUCCCCACCUCCAGGAAGGUUUGUGAAGGAAGAUCUUUUUCUCCACAGACAGAAGUGGACUAAAGAGCACAGAAAUGCUAAGAUCAAUGAUGUUCUCCUCCUGAAGGAUGGACGCAACCAGUGGAAGUUGGCAAGGAUCAUUGAAGUGUACCCUGGAAAGGAUGGAAGAGUGAGGAAGGCUAUUAAGCAGAUGUAUGUGCUCGCGCUGGGCCUCGAUGUUCUUGGAAACCAAUUUGGACUGAUCAGAGGAUUGUCAGAAGGGGUGGAGGCUUUCUUCUAUGAGCCCUAUCAGGGAGCCAUCCAGGGCCCUGAGGAGUUUGUUGAAGGAAUGACUCUUGGGGUUAAGGCGCUGGUGGGAGGAGCUUACCGCUCACCGCUUGUCUGCAGGCUUUAUUUAAAUGGAAAACUUCCACAACAAUCCCACAACAUGUUCCAGUCUCGUUACAGGGAAGCCAAUUUGCAGAUACUGAUUCACUGUUUUUGCUGUGGUAGCUCAUCCUUCCUUUACUUUCAUAUACAGUUUUUGACAGACAGUGACAUAUUUUUAAAUGUUGUUGUUUGGUCAGAUAUUUUUCUAGUCUCUUUCUUUUUUCAGAAAAUUGAGAAUGGACGUUUUGCCAGCUACAGGUACUUUGCUCAUGCUAAAGUCAAUGAAUCUGACUUCCUCAUGAUCACCAAGAGGGGAAUAUUUUUUGUGACCAAAGGCACUUUUGGUCAGCUGACCUGUGAGUGGCAGUAUCUGUUUGAAGAGUUCACCAAGGAUCCAACCAUUAUAGAGGACCGCCGACUUCGCAUUGAGGCCAAGGAGAGAGUGAAGUCAGUCUUUCAUGCCAAAGAGUUUGGGAAGAUAAUAAACUUCAAAACUCCAGAGAUAGCCAAAUGGGUUCUUGCCAAAUUGGAGGAUGCAAGAGAGAGUUUACCUAAGUACUGACUCUGAAGAGCGAGAAACGCAUUUUGACAUUAGACAGUAGACAUUUUGCCUACCAUAGCUUUAUAGAUUCAGUUUAACUUUCAUUUCUGGAUGUAAAGGAGGAUUUGGGUGUAGAAAUGUCAAUCUUAAUAGCGACUGAUAGG
Messenger RNA from Oreochromis aureus, 1091 nucleotides. RefSeq names its product vacuolar protein sorting-associated protein 13A-like. The record is from RefSeq and is a predicted model, not a curated record. NCBI's taxonomy places the organism in Eukaryota, Metazoa, Chordata, Actinopteri, Cichliformes, Cichlidae. The transcript has 8 exons. Bases 1 to 948 code for a protein of 315 amino acids.